AUGCUGGCCUUAUCGCCCAUAGAGUGUGUGGUGACCGCUCUGACGUAUAACCGGUCACUGGCGCUGUACGACAGGUCGUUACACCAGUGUUUACUGUAUGACGACAUCAACGAGACAGAGAUGUCUGACGGGAUGGGAGUCCUCUUUAUACAGGAUGGAGAGUUGAUAUCAUCACUGUGUCGACAGAAAUGUGGUGGAGAUGUUGAUUGGGAUGGUGGAAUAUUUAAUGAUGGAGGAGAAGUGGAAAUUAUAGUUCCUAGAUCAUGUGGUGCUGAUAAACGCCGUGUCUCCCGUCUUCGAGCAUGUCGCCCCAAUCGUCUCGAUUCGCAGCCUCGCCUUAAAGGAGGAACUCGUAAACCUUUAGUUCUUUAUGAUGUCGCAAAUAUGAAAACGUGCGGAGACCUUGAUCCCGCAAGAAAGUCUGGAGUGUAUCGUAUAGCACCUAUACCAGGGAACAGCUUCGAUGUGUAUUGUGACGUGGAUAGUGAAGGAGGUCCUUGGACUGUCAUACAAAACCGACAAAGCAAAGAGGUGGACUUCUACAGGAACUGGGAUCAGUACAAAGACGGAUUUGGUGAUCUUCUCGGGAACUUCUGGCUAGGAAACGAUCACAUACAUACACUGACCGCGACCCCAUGUAUUCUCCGUGUACAAGUGGAAACUGUACGUGGAGCAUUUUGGUAUGUUGAAUACUCGACAUUCCAGAUUUCCAGCGAGGCCGAAGGUUACAAAUUGUCGCUAUCUGGCUUCAGUAGAAACGUCAUUUUUGAAGUCGCCUUUGCCUUUACCACCAUCCACAAAUUAUUGGAGGUAAAAACAAUUGACUACGGAACAUUACAGAACAGCGACGAUCUGAGUAUGAUGGCUAUAUCGCCCAUAGAGUGUUCAGUGACCGCUCUGACGUAUAACCGGUCACUGGCGCUGUACGACAGGUCGUUACACCAGUGUUUAAUGUAUGACGACAUCAACCAGACAGAAAUAUCUGACGGGAUGGGAGUCCUCUAUAUACAGGAUAUGCAAACGUGCGGAGAUCUCGAUCCCACAAUGAAAUCUGGAGUGUAUCGUAUCACACCAAUACAAGGAAACACAUUUGAUGUGUAUUGUGACAUGGAUAGUGAAGGGGGUCCAUGGACUGUCAUACAGAACCGUCAAAGCAAAGAGGUGGACUUCUACAGGAACUGGGAUCAGUACAAAAACGGAUUUGGUGAUCUUCUCGGGAACUUCUGGCUGGGAAACGAACGUAUACAUACACUGACCAAGACCCCGUGUAUUUUCCGGUUAGAAAUGGAAUCUUUGAAUGGGACAGUAGGCUACGCCGAAUACACAUCUUUCCAGAUUUCCAGUGAGGUCGAGGGCUACAAACUGUCCGUCGAUGGCUAUAGAGGAAAUAUCAGAUAA
Pecten maximus is the source of this 1398-nucleotide messenger RNA. RefSeq lists its product as uncharacterized. The coding region runs from base 1 to 1398 and encodes 465 amino acids. The transcript is spliced from 11 exons. NCBI's taxonomy places the organism in Eukaryota, Metazoa, Mollusca, Bivalvia, Pectinida, Pectinidae. The record is from RefSeq and is a predicted model, not a curated record.